GAACUUUCAGCAAUCUCGUGUUAUGUUUGUUCUUUUGAAUCCCUCAAAUCUCAAAAAAACGCCAAAAAGGACACUGAAGAACAGUAAAUUGACCGGUGAGUCCACAGAUUCCGAUGAAGAAGACACAAAUGGGUCUCUCAAAACCGUCACUGGUUGAAAAUUUAUCAAAGAAAUGCAACGAACAAUUCAAUCACUGGGCUUUUCUGGAUCAAAUUGAGGCUCCUAUGUGGAUGGACCUCACCUUGGAAUGUAAGUCUGCCUAUAACGACAUGGACGAUGAAUGGUUCCACAUAAGCCAUCCAUUUCACCAGAUUUCUUCUCGACAAUUGAAGUCUGUAUUUUCUCGCUCUGGAGAGAGUUCCAUAAACCUGGAGCAUGGCAUGCAGGGAUCAUCUUCUCCUAAGCUUCCGCCUUCAGUUUCAAGAUCAAGAGGGAAAGAUUCCCGAAGCAGACAGUGGAGUCAAGGAGAUCAGACGCUUACCUUGGAUAAGAAACAUCCAGUUAAGCACUUACAUAUAGGGGGUUUAGAAGCUGGUAAAGUAAUUCAGCAUAAGACAAAUCAUAAAAGAUUAACAAGCUCUGCAGCUUCAGACUCGAAUUCUUUGGCUGUGUAUAGAGACAAAACCCGUUCAAUAAGCAGCGGCAUUACAUCAGAGAAUGGUGAACAGAGUUACAAGCAAGAGUUGUGUGUUAGCGAUUCUUCAAGCACCAUUACAUCUGAAGCUUGUGGUCCAGUACUUGGUCAAACCACGGGGCUCUUGUCAGUUCUAAAAGUAAGUCUGAGGAAAAGUUGUGUUACAAGACAAGCAUCAAGGAUGGAGGUAAAUGUUUGUGGGCAAACAGAAGGUCGGAAAACUUCCUCAAGUAAAUCAAGUGUAGGAUCUUCUUCAGUAGGCGAAACUGAGAGAGAGAAUAAAGAGAAAACCCCAGAUAGUAGAAAUGCAACUCCAAUUGUACAAGCGAAACAAGCAAAUAUGUCCAACGUUCCUGUUCAAGCUCGUAAUAGAACUUCUAUCCCUAAAAUGGUUACUGGAAGAUCUGUUUCUUCGUCUGUUCCCGGUGAAAGUAAUAAAGCAAAGGUUCAUCUGCAUAAUGUACAGAGAAAAGCUUUGGUUCCUCAAAGAGCCAAUGAACGUGUAUCCUCAAAUUUGGUCUCAAAGCCUAGUGAAAGAAUUGGAAGUAGCCAGUGUAGAAGGGUUGUGAGCAGCGGUAAGGAGAAUGCUGUUGUGAGAAUGAGUAUGAGCCAGAAGUCAAUUGUCAAAGGCAACCAGGGGUGUAGUACAAAAAUCUCAAGUUACAAAAAUGAGAAUAAAAGAAGCUGCCAGAGCACAAAGCCGAGUGGUUUAAUGGUGAACCUAGAUAACAGAAGGGGAGUCACGAAUCGUGCAAAUGUAACAAAGAAGGCUUUCUACUGAUAAAAGAGUGAACCCCUAUGUAAAUAGUACAUGCUCUACCUCUUCCGUUCUCUGCUAACUGCAAUGAAAUUGGGUAAAUGACAUGUAGAUGGUCUAAAACUGUCAAAUUGAUUUUUUGUGAGGUUCAUCUUAUUGCUAUGCUGCAAUAUUUCAAGUACUUACGGAACACAUUUUACUGUCUGGUACAUAGCAAUACUGAAAGAGGCAUAAAAUUGUUGUUGCAUCUUAUUUGUUCUUUGCGGGAGUUGAUCAGAAGUGGCGAGAUGUCUUCUUUUCUAAUCAAUGUGGUUUAGGUGUUCAAUAUUACUUUAAAGUAGAGAGAAGAAAAGCUUUUAGAAUUGAAGGAGAUUGAAUAAUGAACUCUAGCUUCAAUUGAAACUUCUCCCUUUGGUUCUUCCUGUACUUGUAUUGGUACAUUUCUUGUGAGAUAUAAAAAUGAACUGCUAUUUUCUUCUAUGGAAA
Molecule: messenger RNA, 1877 nt
Organism: Lycium barbarum (goji berry)
Lineage: Eukaryota; Viridiplantae; Streptophyta; Magnoliopsida; Solanales; Solanaceae
Exons: 6
Coding region: 114-1415 (433 amino acids)
Source: RefSeq, a predicted model, not a curated record